Messenger RNA from Durusdinium trenchii, 2034 nucleotides. NCBI's taxonomy places the organism in Eukaryota, Dinophyceae, Suessiales, Symbiodiniaceae. The record is from the annotation of a GenBank genome assembly.
AGUGCUGGCUCCAACUUUCGACGUGAGUUCACGCCGGGUCCUUCGAAGCCUUUGGGCUUUUCCACUUUUUUUCGAAAGCAUGCUUCUUGGCGGACUGAAUGUGCCACGCCUCGUGAGCAACUGCAACAGUCCUUCCAGGCGGCCGGUCGGUUUGGGCCACUGGCCGGUGUGGAAAGCCGGCCGUCUUCGGUGCUGCUUCGGUGGUGACCUUCAGGGGUGUGGCAGGAGUCCAAUGCCGCUUCUUGCUCUGGAGCUUCAUCUUUGGAGAGUCAUCUCAAGUCAUCCAUAACUUAAGACCAAAACUUUGGUCUAAAGGUAGAAGUUCCCAACUCCCUCCCGCCAGACUGUUAGGAUCACUCUCUGUUCUGUCCUGCGCCUUCUCUAUAGGGCAUCCAACAGGGCGACGGCAACAACCCGCCGCUUGGCAGAUGGCAGGGGGCUUGUUGAAGGGGGUUUGCCGUCCUAUCUGGUGGAGUGGGAUGGUCCAAUCAACCCCUUUUGGGUGGGGCGGAGUCCUUGAUUUGUCCGAAGUGUCCAGCUUCCGAGGUGCAGCAUUUUGGGAAGAGAUGGUGAUGAUUUCGAUGACUGUUUCAGGGAGUGUAGCUUCUAAGCUUCUGCCAAGUUAUAGGGGCCUGGUGAGCCUCUAUCUCUCUCUCUCUAUCCUUUUCAGUUUCUGAGUCCUCCGGGCCACGGAUGUAGUCUGGCUGUGUGUUCGUGCAAAUUCUGAGUACAUCCAGUGGUAGGCAACCAGAGCAAGAGUUCCAAACAUUCAAACUGUAGAAAGUCCGGUUCCUUCAUGCUCCUAGAAAAGUCUUACAUCUUAGCUGAGGUCUACUGGGGUUGCACCUUCAACAAAAACAACAUAAGGCAUGAGUCGCCUCGGUCCCAGGGAUCUUGGGACUCAUGGCGUUUCUGUCCAUGGGCGAGGGUUGGAGGUGAGCUGAUGUUUCAGCACUUUAAUGUGGACUCUUGAUGAAAAGACCACCUCAAGCCUGAAGAGAUCUGAAGAGGUUUUUCAAUUCCACAUUGGGAGGGUUGGUUUGAUUCAUCAAGCGACUACAUUCAUAUGUUUCAAUGACAAUUGAGGUACCAAGCACGCCGGAGCAGAAAUGGUGUUAUGAUGUGUUGUGUUAGGCCCUUGUUUCUGAGUACCAACCCAUCGGGGAUGAACCCCGGUUGGGUGUUCGUGGCUGUUCUCCGGUCAUGGAGACUCUUGAUUACGACCUGACCCCUCCCCAGUUGGAUUGAGAAACCUCAUGCACACGCGUUUGCCGGGUUUCCGUGACGGAACUGAGCGUUGUUUUUCGACGAACGGAGCAUUGUUGACUCAUGUGCAAGCGGUGCAAACAUGCGUGAUCAUGCGCGUAUGCAAUUAUAGUCUAUAGUCAUGUAUAAUACAUAUGUGUGAACUCUGUGUGUGUGUCAUGCAGAUGAUUUGUUGCUCUCUUUUUUCUCUGCCGGCUUCCGUGGGUGAUGCGUGACUUUUGAGCCUGUCCAAGGCCCACGCAGCAAAAUCAGCCCCAGCAGGGACUCCCACCAGAACAUGCGUUUGAUGUUCGAUCGAUGUGUGGCCCGGUCAAUGCAGUUUGGGAAGACGAGAACAACUCCGUUGAUGGGCUUGAGUUUUCGUGGCUUUCUAGGGUUCCAGGGGUUCCAAGGGUUGCCCAGGAGCCCCUAGUAGUGUCCUUGCUCCUAGUAGUAAGGCCAGCUCCUAGUAGCUUCUUGUUCCUAGUACACCCGAGUUUCCGCCAUUGCUCGACCGGUCCCUCUUUCAUCCUCCUUCGGUCCAGGCGGAUGCUCGCUGGGUGUUUGAACCUUGAGUGUCAGAAGUUCGAUGACAAAACGCGGUCCGACUGGAUGAAAUUGAUGGAGGCUCAUCGCCAGGCUGUCUCUCUGGCAAACCGAUUCGCCCUGCUGGAGGAGGCAUCCGACGAAGAGGCGCAGACCAGAAGUGUGGAGUGGAGAGGUUCUGGAUCUUCGACCGCGAGAGCCCGCGAUGGUGCUGGGCGAAGUGGGGAUCGCCUAGUCGCCUGA